Aphidius gifuensis is the source of this 1247-nucleotide messenger RNA. RefSeq names its product SET and MYND domain-containing protein 4-like. The record is from RefSeq and is a predicted model, not a curated record. Bases 78 to 1247 code for a protein of 389 amino acids. Gene Ontology annotation, molecular function: protein binding. The transcript has 3 exons. NCBI's taxonomy places the organism in Eukaryota, Metazoa, Arthropoda, Insecta, Hymenoptera, Braconidae.
UUGUAAUUUUGUAUUUGAUUUUAGUAAAAAUUGUCAUAUUGUUUAACCAAAUAUUGUCAAAGAUUAAGUAUCUAAUUAUGUAUUUCAAUGAUUUGCCUAGUGAUAAUAUGAUAAUUGCCAAACGACAAUUUUCACAAAAAACAACAUUUAAAGAUCAAUUUGAGGUGGUAUGGAAAUUGACAGCUCCAUAUAUUGACAUAAAUCGUGAUAAAAUUAAUAAUAAAACAGUUGGUCAAUCAAUGUUCUGGAGAAAAAUUGGUAACAAAGAAUAUACUAGUGCAAAAAAUAAAAAAUAUUUACGUAAAUCAAUUGAAGCAUACACAAAGAGUAUUGCAUUUGCACCAGUUGGAUCCAGUGAAUUGUCAUUGGCUUAUGCAAAUCGUUCAGCUGUAUUAUUCAAAGCAAGACUCUAUGAAGAUUGUCUUCUUGACAUUGAACGUGCAUUAAAGGCAGGCUAUCCAGAUAAAUUAAAAACAAAAUUAUUUUUACGUCAAUCAUUGUGUUUCAAAGCAUUGAAACCAAGCUCACAUAUUGAGACAGGUAUUUCAAUGGCCAGUGCAAUGCAAUGGCUUCCUGAUUUAAAAAAAUAUAAUCCAAAAUACAACAUCAUCAAAGAGUAUCCAAAGAUGAUCAAUGAACUUAAAGAACCACGUGAAAUUAUUAGAUAUUCACCAGAAAUAAAAAAUGACAAUGCAAUAAUAAUUGGUGCAUCUGAUGCAAUUGAAUUGAAAAAAACUGAAGGGAAUAAUCAACACAUUGUUGCAACAAGAGAUAUCAAAUGUGGUGAAUUUAUUUACAUUUCUGAGCCAUUUGCAGCAAUUCUUGCUAUUGAAUUACGUUUUACAAAUUGUUGGCAUUGUUGUCGUCAAACUUUGGCUGGUGUACCAUGUGAUAAUUGUCCAAACAUCAUAUAUUGCUCAGAGAGAUGUAAAAAAAAAGCAUGGAAUAGUUAUCAUAAUAUUGAAUGUUUAGUAUUAGGAUCACUUUCAAAAUCUAACGGUAUAGAGUCAGGAAAAUUAAUGGCAGUAAAAGUGAUUCUAAAGGCAAUAAACUCGGCAGGUGAUUUCAAAGAAUUAAAAAAAAUAAUUGACAAUAAUGACUCGGAUACAAAUAAAGAAUUUAUCAUUACCAAUGGUAUUCUUGAUGUUAAUAGUAUUGAUAAUUUCCAUCGUAUUGAUUAUCUUUUAAAUACAUCAAAUGAUCAUAAAUUCGAAUUAAUAUUAUUUGCUGUAUGGAUUAAACAUUGA